This is a messenger RNA of Branchiostoma belcheri (Belcher's lancelet), 614 nucleotides long. RefSeq names its product protein ANKUB1-like. The transcript has a single exon. Bases 55 to 435 code for a protein of 126 amino acids. The record is from RefSeq and is a predicted model, not a curated record. Lineage: Eukaryota; Metazoa; Chordata; Leptocardii; Amphioxiformes; Branchiostomatidae.
AACCGCCGCGGACAGAUCAAUUCUCACCACUGAAGGGUCGACACCUGCGACAAAAUGAAGAUUUUCGUGGCUUUCGGGGGGCACAGAUUAUCCGUCAGGAUCAAACCAGGACUGACAAAGGCCAAGGCCAUCAAGGACAUGAUAAGGUACAAGUUUGACGUGUCGGCGACGGAGCAGGUUGUCAUCUUGUCUUUCGCCGGGUCAUCGCUGCAGGACGAGUGGGUUCUGACAGACAUCGGUGUCAGCCAGGCCUCGACUCUCAAGUGUACAGUCAAGGACGUGGACAGACCGAUCCUGUUCAUCCACUCCGUCUACAACGGACAGACUAUCGUCAUCCUGGACGACGAGAAUGUCAAACUUACGGGACAACGGUCGGGGAACUGCGGGGCCUCGUUUCCAAAAAAUGCGGUCUACCUGUCACCACUUUCCGGCUGACGAAAGACGGGGUCGGUAUGUAUGACUGCAACACUUUAGAUCAAUACAAUGUAGAGAUCGGAACUACGUUAAGACUGGAGACGUGGAAUGGGUGGAAUGACUUUCUAAAGGCCGCGGCGGACGGGAAUCAGUCGCUAGUUAGUCUCUACACGUCGUCGAGACCCAGCGUUGCUAGGUUC